AGUAGUUAUUUGUUUCUAGGGAAGCUUUUGAGUGUGACACUCUUUGCGCCUGCGUAUUCCUCCCGUGCAGUUAGCCACCUUCGGAUACAUCAGUGAACUUGUGUCCUAAAACCUAAAAAAAUAUAUACGCGGCUGAAAAUGUGUUUUGGGUUUAAAAGUAUGUGACAGAAGAGAGGAUGGACAGAGAUUUGUUGAGGCAGUGCCUCGUGUAUCAUGGAGAGUCACUGUUCAGUAAACUUAAAUGUGAACAAACCGAAAAUCCAGAUUUCCAAGCUGUGGUAUCGGACCUAGGCAUAGCUACAAAUGAAAGGAAGGUGACAGAGAAAGGCAGCUCACUGGUGGAGCAAUUCAUUGCCAGAAAAGCUGACAUUCUGUUUAGCCCUGCAUGGAGGACCGCCACCCCUCAAGAACAGGAUCACGAGGAAGAGGAGGCUGCAGAGCCCUAUGCCACCAUGCCACCACUGGAGUUAUUCAUGGAAUUGUCAUUUGAGGAGAGAAGAUCCAUGAUCUACAGGGACCUGGAGAAAGGAGACGUAGUGGUUGGAAGGAUCAACAACAUUCGAGAAUACGGCUUCUUUCUCACUCUGAUCUGCAUGGCCGGGGGUCUAAAGAGAGACAUCGUGGACUUGGAGCUGUCGGCUCUUUGCCACGUGAGAGAAAUUCCCUCCAGUGGCAGCCAUGACGAUCCGUUGUCCUAUUAUCAGAUUGGAGACUUCAUCAGAGCUGGAGUGAAAGACAUCGAUCGCUACCAGGAAAAAAUCACUGUGUCACUUCAACAGGGCUCUCUCUGCCCUGCCUUGAAGCACAUCAAACUGGGUGUUAUUACCCAAGAAGAGAUGCCUAUACACUACAGUCGGAGUGUUCGUGCUGCUGCGGACUCCAGAGAAACAUAUGAAUGUAUUUUGAAAAGUUGCCAUGGUUACCAGAACCCCUCUGUAGUGGAAUACCUGCUGGAGAAAGUAGGCAUUAGCGACAGGCAUCCACCUUCAAUGAUGCGAGGACUGCAAAGUAAACUUUUUCAAGAGGACGAUUUUGCUUCUGCAAUCAGGAAGAAGCAGUCUGCAUCCUGGGCUUUAAAGUGUGUUCGAGCAGGCGUGGACCACUUCAAACAUGGCCGUCAUGUCGAGGCCAUGAAUGAAUACAACAAAGCCUUGGAAAUUGACACGAGCAAUGUGGAAGCGCUAGUGGCAAGAGGAGCUCUGUAUGCAAACAAAGGCAGCAUCCUGAAGGCGAUAUCAGACUUUGAACUGGCUCUGGAAAACUGUCCAGAUCACCGCAACGCCAGGAAGUACCUCUGCCAGACGCUGGUGGAGAGAGGAAAACAGCUCGAAGAACAAGAAAAACUGGUGACAGCGGAGGGAAUCUAUCGGAGAGCGCUGUCCCUGGACGACUCAAACCCUGAGGCGAAGGAGGCUCUGCAUAACAUCAGCGACCUGAUACAGAAAUCGAUCCGCCUGCGAGAAGAAGCACUCGCUAAGGAACAGGUCAAACCUAAGAGCAGCCAGACCAGCGCUGAGAAAUUGCGUAAGAUCUUAAAAGAGGAGAAGAGAAUGAAGAAGAAGAAGAAGCGGGCGACCUCUUCCUCCCCGUCCUCUUCCUCUUCUAGAUGCUCCUCCUCACGCUCGUCCUCGUCGCGUAAGAGGUCCAAGAAGAAAAAAAAGAGGCGAAGAAAGUCGGAGCGCGGAAGCAAGCGACACCGCAGGAUCUCCUCCAGGGAAAGCAGGAAGAGCGAGGAGGACAGGAAGGAGAAGGAGGACGAGGAAGCGGAGUGCUACCCCGAGCCCCCCAACACUUCCGCCACUUUUCUUAACCAGACAGGUGGGCUGAUGUUCGGAGGGGAGGACGAGGUAGCGGGGAGGGACAGAGAAGCUAGAAAGGGUGGUCUGUUGAAUUCCGUCUCCGCAGCUUCAGAGGAGGACGACUCUGACUCCUCACGCAGAGAAACCAAAAGAAGGGAUGGAGCGGAGAGGAGGACGAGGACAGACGAGCAGAGCAGAAGCCCACAGGGGAGAGGGAGGAGCAGAGAAAGGAAAUUAAGCAUAGAAAGAGGGAGGGACGAUUACAGGAAAGACAGCGAAUCACAGAGGAGAAGCAGCUUUGAGGAAAAUCAAGCACGGAAGUCAUCCAGCUCAUCAGCCGAGGUGGAGCACUCCCGCAAAUCCAGUUUCCUACCGGAAUAUUCUGGAAACUCGUGCUCCGCUUCCAAACAGUUGGAAAGAAGAAUGAGCCAGGACUCGUCCUCGAGAAACUCCUUCGACGGCGGUAGGUACGAGAACAGAGGGAAGAAAGAAGAAGAGCCGGUAAAAAGAGAGAAGGAAGCUGGAAAGGAAAGAUCAGAGGUCGAGGGCCACACGUCGGGUUGGGGGAAGGUCAACGCCGGCAGUCAGAACGGACAGAGUGGGACGGGGCCAAAAAAAGAGCUCCCCGCAAACCUGCUGGAGAUCUUUAACCAGAUCGCACAGUUUGAGAAAAAAAAAGGGAGUCAAGCCAAAGUUCCAAAAUAAAAGCAAGCGUUACAGAAACCUUUGCGCUGUUGUCAGGACAAAUCGCCAAAUCAGUCCAUGUCUCCAUUUGUUGUCAUCCACAGUGUUGGGUUAGAUACAUUUUCUUUAAACAUGGGAAAUUCCUGAGAAGUUUAUUAAAAAAUGUCAAAGCCUGCAGCUUUUUUUUUUACCUGAAAUGACAUUCAAUCCCAUCGCUUCCGAAUGAAUUGAAAUGCAAGGACAUUAUUAGAAGAAAUAAAGCUCAUGAAGCCCUUUUACAAGUCUGAAAUCACACGCACGUUAUCGUUUACAAAAGCUGGCCCCAGUCUUUGGAACAAGUAGUCUUAAAGAAACCUGCCUUUUUUUUCUGUGUGCCAUGAUGUGGAGUCUCUCUGGUUUGUUAAAAUAUCUUCAGCAUCUCAGCUUUGCAGAUCAGGUUAGCACGGUGUAAAUAUCCAGCUGUAGUGAUUUCCUGUGAGAUUGCCUAAUAAACCAUUUUGGAAACUCUA
Molecule: messenger RNA, 2992 nt
Organism: Oryzias latipes (Japanese medaka)
Lineage: Eukaryota; Metazoa; Chordata; Actinopteri; Beloniformes; Adrianichthyidae
Gene: ttc14
Product: tetratricopeptide repeat domain 14
Molecular function (GO): nucleic acid binding; protein binding
Source: RefSeq, a predicted model, not a curated record